AUGAAGGGCAUAUACCUAAUCGCCAUCGCCACCGUUUUCCUGGCGUCAUGGAGCGCGAUCGCCGCAGAGGUGGAAGAAUUCGGCAAAAUCCCCACAAAAUGUCCAGCCAAAGACCCGAAGAACACCACGAUCCAUCUCGCACACGAGACAGACUGUACGAAGUUCUACACGUGCCAAGCGGGCAAGAAGAUACUGCAAAAAUGUCCCAAGAUGAACAAGGAGGGUGACAGAUUGCAUUUCAAUCCGCGUCUUCAAGUCUGCGAUUGGCCACAGAAAGCUGGUUGUAGGUAUAAGGAUUCUGGCAAAGACCAAGCUAAAGCGGAGGACGUACAGUUUGUUCCUGUUGAAGAGCUCCAUGAGUCAACCUUUAAAUGUAAAAUUCCUACAAAGUGUCCAGCCAAGGACCCGAAGAACACCACAAUCCACCUCGCACACGAGAGAGACUGUACGAAGUUCUACAAGUGCCAAGCGGGCAAGAAAAUACUGCAACAAUGUGCCAAGAUGAACAAAAAAGGCGACAGACUGCACUUCAACCCAUGUCUUCAAGUCUGCGAUUGGCCACAGACAGCUGGUUGCGAAUACAAGGACUCUGACGAAGACCAUGCUAAAGCGGAGAACGAACAAUUUGUUCCUGUUGAAGAGCUCCAUGAGUCAACUCUUAAAUGUAAAAUUCCUACAAAGUGUCCAGCUAAGGAUCCGAAGAACACUACAAUCCACCUCGCACACGAGACAGACUGUACGAAGUUCUACAAGUGCCAAGCGGGCAAGAAAAUACUGCAACAAUGUGCCAAGAUGAACAAAAAAGGCGACAGGCUACACUUCAACCCAUGUCUUCAAGUCUGCGAUUGGCCACAGAAUGCUGGUUGCAAGUAUAAGAAAUCUGACGGGGACCAAGCCGAAGCGAUGAACGAAGAAUUUAUUUCAAAGGUAAAUCACAAAAGGGUAGCUCGCAUGGUAAAUGCUCGUAAUGAAUGCCCUGAUAGAAAUCCUGGUAACACUACGAUCCUUCUCCCGCACGAUUAUGAUUGCACAAAGUUUUACAUGUGUCUCGGAAGUGAAAAAGUAGAACAAGUUUGUCCCUACAUGAACGAGGAGGGUGACCGGUUGCAUUUCAACCCGCGUACCAACGUUUGCGAUUGGCCAAACAAUGCUGGUUGCGAAGGCGAGGAUCUCGACAAUGAUGUACCGUCUAUCACAGAUGAUGACGAAGAAAAUGAAGAAAUACGGAAAAUCCCCACAAAAUGCCCAGCCAAGGACCCGAAGCACACAACAAUCCAUUUAGCACAUGAGUACGACUGCACGAAAUUUUAUAUGUGCCAAGCGGGCAGGAAGAUCCUGAGAAAAUGUCCCUACAUGGACAAAAAUGGUAACAGACUGCAUUUCAACCCACGUCUUCAAGUUUGCGAUUGGCCAGAGCAUGCGGGUUGUCGGUCAAGUCCUCCUGGAGACGAUUGUCCUAAAGGCAGCGAUGGUCUUUUGCUACCUCACCAAUGUAAUUGCGCCAUGUUCUAUGAAUGUGUGAAGGGUGACAAGGUCUUGCGUGAGUGUGCAGACGGCCUGUACUUUAGCAAAAAGUACCAGGGCUGUGUUAAGAUCGAGGAUUCUGACUGCAGGAGGAAGGAGCCGCCACCUAAAUGCACCCGGAAUGGCGAGUUGAUACCUCACGAGUGCGACUGUGGGAAAUAUUACAAAUGUCGGAAAGACGAUAAGGUGCUGCAAUGGUGCGACGAAGGUUUACACUUUAGCCCAACACGACGUAAAUGCGAAGAUCCGGAUAAAGCCGGUUGCAAGGAUCCAGACAAGCCGAUUGGACCUGGCGACUGCCCGAAUUCUAAGGACCCGUGGCGUCACGAGUGCGACUGUAGAUUGUUCUACAAGUGCGAAAAUGGAAAGAAACGUCUGUACGAGUGUCCCUGGGGAUAUUACUACAAUCCGAAAUAUGAUACGUGCAGCCCUCAAGAACAAGUAAAGGAUUGUAAAAAUCAUAACGAUCGGAACGAUUAA
Dinoponera quadriceps is the source of this 2004-nucleotide messenger RNA. RefSeq lists its product as uncharacterized. The record is from RefSeq and is a predicted model, not a curated record. The transcript is spliced from 3 exons. Gene Ontology annotation, molecular function: chitin binding. Bases 1 to 2004 code for a protein of 667 amino acids. Gene Ontology annotation, cellular component: extracellular region. Lineage: Eukaryota; Metazoa; Arthropoda; Insecta; Hymenoptera; Formicidae.